GAUAACGAUAAUAAAAAUGAUGAAUAUUUACUAGCUUUGUUAUAAUGGUUUACAUUGAUUGACUACAACUUAAGAUAAGUUUACAAGUUUGCAAUAUUGGUUGCAAAGUACUAAAUGCUGGUUGUUUUGGGGAUGCUGCCAUGGAGGAUGUAACAGUAUCGGUACCUGCCUCGACAGAGAAGAAACGUGGACGUGGCCCAGCCAAAUGCACUGAGUUUGAGAAGUUUCGUAAGCACGGGCCAAUACAUUUGAAGAUCAAUGAUGGGGAGAUGGCUCCAUGUUGUUCUAAUGCCGGUAUGUUCACAACAAGAAUAACAUGGAUAUUGAAACACCAUGCAGACAUGAGUCACGCAAGGUGGAUGGAUGUACCCAAGCCCGAGAAGGAUGAGUUGAUGGAGCGCAUCCGGGGUGACUUUGAAUUGGAUUGGGAGAAACACAAUCAUCAAAUGGCCGUUUGGAAAGCCCUAAGUAAGCGAUUUAACGCUUAUCACCAUGAAUUGCAUAAGAAGUAUAUGAAGUUUGCCACUCAUGAGGAGGCAUUGGCUUCCGAGACUAGUAUGGUCAACCCAAUAGUAUGGACUAAACUUUGUGAGAGAUGGGGAAGUGAUUCCUUCAAGAACAAGAUGACCAGCAAAAUGGAUGCAUUAGAGCCUGAAAAAUGGACGGAUGAAGCAGCAUCAUAA
Messenger RNA from Carya illinoinensis, 683 nucleotides. RefSeq lists its product as uncharacterized. The transcript has 3 exons. NCBI's taxonomy places the organism in Eukaryota, Viridiplantae, Streptophyta, Magnoliopsida, Fagales, Juglandaceae. The coding region runs from base 141 to 683 and encodes 180 amino acids. The record is from RefSeq and is a predicted model, not a curated record.